GGGAGAGAGGGAGGGUGAGAAGGAGGGAGAAGGAGGGAGCUAACUCAUCUGACACAAACAGUGGGCCAAAGAAAGGGGAAGAGCAGGAGCAGCACUGUCCAGAGCGAGUGGAAAAUCAAAGUUUGAGAAGUGCAGAGAAAACGAGACGGAGAGGAAAAGAGUCCGAAAGUCUGCAAAGAUUCAACAAGGGAAAGGGAAAAGUUCAAGCUGCCAAUCAAAAGAGGGAAGAACAGGGUUGAAGUGCAGAGGGCCCCAAAUUUUCAAGAGGUGAGGAUCUGUGAGAGGCUUGCUGCAUUUCAAUGAGAUCUAAUGGAAGGACUGCGCUCCUAUUUCUGCUCUGUGUGUUCAUUUGUUACUAUAUAUUUCCUCGAUGCAAUGUGUGUGCGUGGGGAGUUAUGUGUGACAGAUGAAACAGGGACAGGGGGAGGAGUGAGUCUGUGUGCCAGAGUGGGAGUGGGAUAUUGGGGUGAAAGAGUUGGUUAGUUGGAUGGAAGCUCUCUUGACUGAGCUGAGUUUCGCUUUUCUUCAGCUUUGAGUCCGUUUUUAGUCAGUUUUUACAGGUUGAGACAAAGAAAGAAAAAAAGGUUUGAAAAGUUACUGGGACGCCAGAGGACUUUUGAAAACUGGAACUAAUUUCCUGUCUGAGCUGCCAGGAGGUCAUAAAAAGUCUGGAGGACCCAUGGUGGAAUUAGAUCUGUGCUGGUAGGUGGUAUGCUCCCUAUUGCACAUAUAACCAUUUAUCUUUUGUACCGAAUUGAAAAAAAAGUAAAAGUAGGAUAUUUUCUUAAUAACUAAGACAGAAAGCCAACUUGAUGUUUCUACCUACAACUUUAGUUCCAGGUUAUUAACAAAUCAAGGUUACAGGCAAAAUUAGGCCAACCCCGCCCCUUUUCAAAAAUGGGUUAAAUUGAUUAGAUGUCCACAAAAUCCAGUUAUAAGGUUUCUUUGCCAUCAUAUUUACUGGAAUAGAUAAGGAGCUUUAAAGCAUACCUUCUUUUGCACACAAGUGCAGCAUUAUGUGUAAAAAAGAAAGCAUGAAAUCAUAUUUAAGAGACACGCACAGCUAAGAUAGACAACCUAAAGUUAGAGUAGUACUCAUAGGCGAAAGUCCGCAUGACAAUUUGGACUAGAAGUGAAUCAAAGUUUGUACAUAACAGAGUUAAAGUUUUAAAUAAACUAAGUGGAUUGGAUUUGGAUCGUAAGACAGAACAGCAGAGCUCCAACACUCCACUGUCUUGAGAAGACUGUGACAGGGAUACGCCCUCAGUGAUAUGACAGCUAGUUAGCAAGGGGACAGGAAGUGGAGGUCAAAGGUUAGAAAGUGGCAGUUCGUGGUCUUUUUGUUUUUUUUGUUUGAACCCUCGCAGACCUCAGGGUUGUGUAAUCUGUGAGACCUCAGCUGUGGCAGAGACACUGAAGGAUCGAGCAGAGGAGAGAGGCAUGUCAUUAUGCUCUCUGGAGAGCAUGUGAUGCCCCAUGAACAGCAGGGGGAAAUCAUUGAAUCUAAUUGUGAGGCCUCACAAAGAAAGCCAAGCAAGCGAUAGCUGCAGGGGAGAAACAUGGGAGAUAUGAAAGAUGAGUUUGGGUGGAGCUCAGCUCAGGGGGCAUUGAGGAUUUAAAACACGAGAAGGCAAAACUGCUAUGUGCAGAAAUAUUGAAGUGAAAAAUUGUCUUUGUUACGGUGGAGUAAUUUAGUAGCUCUCAAACACACUUUUAUAAUGUUUAAUCUCAAAUUAUGCUGGAUCACUUGAUUUUGAGUCUGGAGGACCUAAUUUUUCGACACCUCUUUGUCUUAAGUUGAUUAAGCUCAUGAGCUCAUUUUCUUGGACUGAUAAAAAAGCAGACAAAGCUACCGACAUGGUGCAAGUGAGCGAAUGACAGAAUGUGUUGACCUUUACUCUCAGUUUAUUUUUGGAUAGCUCGUGUUUCAAAGCUGGGAAUGCUGGGAGAAGAUACUGCAUGCUCACUGAUGUUAUGGCAUGUGAAACGCUGCAGACGAUUUACUGUACUCCUCCUGGGUUAAAUUUACAGUACACAUCAACCUGCAGCAGCUCUAUGGCUCUUUAAUGGGUUUACAGGGCCUCCAUUAUAUGAUGCAGCCACUGACACAUUGCACAUGCUGUAUAUCUCCACAUAAGUGCUUACAAUAGUGCAGCAGUGAUUUAAGAGAUAUUGAAUGCUUUCAAUUUAAGGACCCUCUCAUGUAAGAGCAAUCUUAACCAGACACCCAGGAGGUACUGUCUCAAUCACCAAGGUGUAUGCUGAAGUAGACACUAAAUAUCAAGAGUAUAAUGUCCAGAUUUGAGUCAGCUGUAAAGGUUCUUACGCACCAGGCGCGAAUUCGCCAGGCGAAUUAUAUGCCUUUUUUAAAAACAGCAUAAAGUCAAUGCAAGCUUCCACACCAGCGGCAAUUUUUCCGCGGGGCGAAAAGCGUCUUUUAUUUUUUCACUCUUGUGUCGAAUUUUUUAGAGAUUCGCAGGCAAAUAUCUGGAACUUCUAGACCUCUGGCCAAUCAAAAGUCAUGUUGUUGAUGACGUCACAAACCAAUGCGGCUGCAGUUCACACGACACACACCACCACUGGCACCAAGAGCAAUGAUGGGAGAGAGAGUGUAUUACAGAGUGGUCGCCCGGUGUGUAUAAGCAAAAGCGAUUUUUCAGACCGGCAAAUAUUUUCGCAUUUUCGUCUCGCUUUUUCGCUUCGCUCCACAAAUUCGCUGGUGUGUGAGGACCUUUACACCUUACCGCUAGAGAAAGUAUUAUGAGUGCUUGAGAUAAGAUUUUUGGGUGAACUGAGAGGUGAAACAACUUGUACUGUUGGAAAAAAAAAGUUAUUUGUAGGUUACAUCAAAGCAGAAGACACAGAUAAAAUGUCUAAUUAAGAGGUACUGCCAAAGGUUUAAACAGGGAGCAUACAGUGACAAAUAAAUGGCUGAAAAAUAGGGUGACCAUAUGUCCCCCUUUUACCCGGACUUGUCCUCUUUUUGGGGGCUGUCUGACCUGUCCAGGGGAGUUUAUAUUUAUCCUUCAAAUGUUCGGGGUUUUGCAUGGAAGUUUUAAGUUUGUGUACCGUGGACUAACUGAGUUAGAAGUGUGUACAAAACACUCAACCUGACCUGAAAAAAAACCUCAAAAUUUUCGCUGGAAUAUCCCUUUAAGGCAACCUGCGCAAGUCCAGCCAAAACACCAGUACAUGCAUAAUCCGUACGCUUCCUCUGUCCUUUGGUGCAUUUCUGAGGCAGCGUUACAGCGAAACUUAUUGGCUUGGCAAAUGCUUUCUGAACAAAACUGCAAUAUAUUGUUUGUGUUCCCAUGUGGACAAGGCCUAAUUUAUGACUUUAAAAGUUGAAUAUAACAUUUGCCAAUCUUGUCCCUGAUGGUCCUGUUUGUUUUUUUUUUAUCACAAACAGGCAUCAAUAUGGAAUUUAGUCUAUUUUGUAAACAUUAAAAAAAUCCUCACAGCAGCUUUUAAGCAGAUCAGAGAAACACAGAGAAACAACAGUGAGAUGACUCAAAUGUUUGGUUAGCUCUUGAAAGUACAAAUGCAACCUGUCCCUCUGCUAUAGUAUUCAUUUUAAAAGGAAAAUGAAUAAGCAACAAUCUCCACAGAUCCUUCAGGGACAGGCUGUGGUGUGUGAUAGAGAGAUACCUCAAGUCCUUCUUUCCUGCUGCAGUCAGCGGGCUUUAUUUUCGUGCCUCGCCAGAGACUGGUUCACACAUAAAGCGUUUUCUGCUGCGCUCUGAUGCGCCAGUCAGACAUCGACUGAGCCCGGCAGUGCUCGGCUGUUUCCGACUGCCCUCAGUUUUCCACACUUACAAGCGCUUUAAACAUGGGUAAAUCAAUAUUUAUUUACGUUUUUAUUACAUCAUACAUACAUUAAAUAUUGGCAGCAUCUUCAAGUAUUGUUUUAAAUUAUUAUAUAGGGGUUAACAACGAAUGAAUUGGGGAGUCUGUUGACUCCGUUGUAUGUGUAGCCUUGUUAGCUCAAGGCUAUUGACUCAAUCGUAAUAAAGUCCCCCUCCUUUGUCUCAUUAACAUCACUGAACCUCUGCCGCUCUCCUUCCAUGUGUGUGUGUGUUUGUGUGUGUGUGUGUCUGUGUGUGUGUGCGUGCAUGCGUGUUCAUUGGGAAAAAAUAGACCGACAAGCAACACCGUAAAUCCUUUUUUUCUAAUUUAUUGAAAUAUAUUUUAUUUUGAAAAUUGACCGGAUUCUCUCGCAUCUCCUGUUCCCGACUUCCUGUCUGGUCCAAUCUGCUCUGUCCAGCUUUACAAUUGGCGCUUGCGGUGCGCGCGGCACCUUCCCCGUGUGUGACUGUGUAGGUUAACACGGGCGCCGAUCUGAAACUCGGUGCGGGGUGCUUCCACGCGCGGCGCUUCCUGUGUGAACCAGGCGUAAGUCGUAGCGAGGGAGGAGAGAGGGCGUGGAGUGGGUUUAACACAGCCAAGACCUGUAUUGACCAAUAAAAUCAGCUCCUCUCCUCGCCUUUAAAUCCGCCACCGGCAAGGCAUAUUAUUUUCGUGAAGUAGUCAAAGAGAUCAAGAGAUGUCUGAAGACAGUAAUGCCACACGAUGGCGACAGAAGGCAGCUUCUCAACAAGUGUCUACCAAAAUACCACUAGACCAGCUGUGUUUGAAUCGGCGAGCUUUCAGCGCACUCUAUAUGCCGGUGGCGAGCACGAAAAUGUCACUCCAACCGCUGAUUCUGUCAACACCUCCCUCUGCCACGCCACCACACCCAGCUUGGCAGAUCUCGGUGCGCCUCAGUCCACGAAAAUACCAAACUGGCUGUACGCCGGGCUCCGCCAGAUGAAAAUAUACGCGGCGUACACGAAAAUAGAGCCCAGACUGUUUAACCAGGCAUGCUCCCAGUAGUCCAGGUUUUGUUUUAAUGCAACUAAUGGACAGUAAGUCUGUAUUACCUCUAUUUGCAAUAUUGACGGACUAGAUAUUCAUUCAAAUACCUACAUUUUUCUCCAGUAUAAUAAUUAUAUUUUUUGUUCACUGUGUAGAACCGUUUUCAGUUUGUUUUUUGUUGUUGGUUUGUUUCUCUUUUUUUAGAUAGAUAGAUAGAUUUUAGAUAGAUUAUUUGAUGCUUGCAGUGCUGAUCCUUUGCUGCUGUAACACUCCAAAUUUCCCCAUCGUGGAACGAAUAAAGGUUUAUCAUGUCUUAUCUUAGCUGCCAUGGGAAUUUUCCUUAAGUUUGAGAAUGCAGUGAUAUCAUGCUCUGAACCAAUCAUAUACUUCUUGCUCUCUCUCAGAUAACAGGAUGUCAACGCUACCAUCAGACAACAGCCCUGAAGAUGCCAACAAUCGCAGCUUCUGGAUGGUAAGUCUGAGUGUGUGUGUGUGUGUGUGUGUGUGUGUGUGUGUGUGUGUGUGUGUGUGUGUGUGUGUGUGUGUGUGUGUGUGUGUGUGUGUGUGUGUUAGUGCAUUGCUCUGUCUUUGUCUGCUCGUCCUCUAAGAUAGAAAGAGAGACUGAUCAGUCAGAUAUCUUUUCCCCUUGGCCUCUUGAGAAUCUCCGACCUUCCUGUUCAAACAGACUAAACAGUUUUGUCAUCCAGGCUGGUUAUCACUGUGCACAAGGCUGUUCUUGCAUUUUUAAAUGUUAAAGGUAGAGACAAGUUUGCUCCUGUUCUGUUUUAUUGGACAAAACUCCAACAAAUCUUCAAUUUAGCUUCCUUCAGCUGGAGCCCUGACAUAUGGUUUCCCUUUUUUAGUCCUCUCAUAGUGAAUAGGUAGCUGGUCCAGGUUUGAUCACCACAAAAAGAAGAGUUUCUCUGAUCUCAACAAACUAUAAGAGUAAAGUAAGGACUAUAUUUGAAGAGACAACACUAUACUCAUUAAUAACUAAAGGUAGUUUUUUAGCUUUUUUUAAGAUAGGUAACCAGUUACUUUACAAUAAAUUUAAAUGGACCAAUAAAGAGAGAAAUAAAAGACUGAGGAAGUUACAACUCACCUCCCACAAUCAAACAUGCACCUUACUAAAGCAUUCACAGCUAAACAGUAAAAAAGAAUUUAUUCAGAUUAGAGGCUGAAUCUCCCAACUGCUAUAUUAAAUAUAUAUACUGUUUUUGUUCUAACCUCUUUUGAGAACUGUACAUUUUCUGUAUUCUGAGCAAACACUGCUGUAUUUAUUUCUCUUUAUCUGAAUGGCUCUGCUUUCUUGUAAACACAAAACACUCCUGUUUUGCCUCCUUGUUUUAAAGAGCUAAACACUUCCAACAUUCAGUCUGUCUAAUUUGAGUGUGCUGCUCCUUUAAUACUGGCUUUGUCUCCCGUUGGCCCCGACGAGCUGCCCCACUUUAAUCUUUCCCCUCCCUCCUGUAAUUUUGGCAGCCUCCUGUUGUGCUGGAUGUGUUUCCAUGCCAGUUCCUGUCUGUGUCAUCCCCCGCCGUGCUCCGGGGCUGUCUGUCAUUACUCUGCAAACUUCGGCUUUUUUGUAAUUGCAAAGUCAAUACCACUUCAAGAGGGCUGAAAUCACAGCUGCGAAGACUGGGCAGUGUACAAAAGCUCUUUUCGUAAUAACUGAUUGAAACAUGUAGUAUUGACACUUUGGACCUGCUGAGUCCAUAUUACAUGACUGCUGUCUUCACCAGUCUCUAACAAGCUUCAGGUGCUCAUGUUGAGCUCUUAUUUAGGUCCUGUGGAAACAUCUUUUUACUAUUAGCAGAAUAACUACAGAGUUUUCGAUGCUCAACAGAAUCUUCAAAAAUUUAACUGGACUGAUAAACUUCUUUAAUAUUUCAGAAGGCAAACAUUCCUGUCAGCUGCUCCCCUAUCUGGUAUUUAAUGCUGUGAACAAGCAGCAACCCCCAGUGUUUGAGAAAUGAUGCAGAUGCAGUCGUGCAAAUAACUGCACUUCCCCUAAUGUCCACAUGAUGCUGCCUUCAUGAGCUGAGGAAACCCCAUACAAGUUUAUACAAACCUGACUUUUCCCAGGAUUAUUUACCAAAGGCAGUUUGGGUCUUAGUGGCUAUUCUCUUCAUUUGUGACAACUGUAAAAGGGAUGGGGGGCUAUUACCAAAGGUGGCACAGUUCAUUAAAAGUGUAGCUCCGUUAACAAAGAUGUUCACUUGAAUAGCAGAGUAUGUGUUAAUUAAUAUAUGGAAGUUAGGCAGCAUUAACAUUAAAACCAUUUCUAAGGAUGACAGUCUGCUCUCCUCUUGCUUCAGUGGAGUGGGUCCCCAUGAUUCCAGUCCAGUAAAACAUUUAAUCCAAACACAUGAUAAUCAUGAAGAUCCACAGAUUAGGCUUCUUCAGAUCCGCCAAGGCUGUGUAUCUGUCUCAAACUCUUUAUGUGAGUAAGUGCAGAGUUUGGAUCCUAUUUCAUUUCAGGGUAAAUAAUUUUGGCAUUAGAGCUACUAAUGGGGAUUCAGGCUCUUUGUAGUGAUCCAGAUCAUUUGGCUGAGCAAGAACUGAACUGGUUCUAUUGGCUCCUAAACAGGUCUUCAUAGUGUCAUUUUUGGCGUACGGCUCGUAGAGCAAAGCUGCGACUGACGCAUACCUUUAACCUCAGGGUAGAUACUAUCUUCUGCUGCAGUGCUGCAACCCUGCAAUGAAGUGUUACAAAAAUGACAACAUAAAAACAACAAAAAAAAAAAAAAAAAACAUAUAUAACAGUAGUUAAAGCUCCUGCAGGGAGUAUGUUGCUGAUUAUAAAAUCAACUAAGAAUGCCUUUUUACGACACACAAAAGCAAACAAGACCAACAGCCACAAGAUUUAGAAUUGUGCUUUUUAAGGCCUGAACAUGUCAGUUCAAUCAGCAGAUGAAACAGCCCUGUUUUUAUGUGUUCCACAUCAAAUAUUCUCAACAAAUGACACAUUUGACUGUCAAAAGUCAACUUUGAACUGUCGGUUGUUGUCACCUUUUUUGAUGAGGUCUGUGUUUUACAGCGUGUGACAAGUUGGACAUCAAGCUCUCUGGUCAAACUGACCUUACAUUACUUCAUAUUUUGUAUUCUGAUCCAGAGUUCAUGAUUGGACUUGGGCCUUCUUUGCUUCUUUUGUGUUUCAGAUUAUUCAAGACUCAGAUACUUGUUUGCUUUUUUAAUUAGCAGAAGCUGGUUGGAAUUAGAAUUUCCAAUAUGGUGACCGUAUCACUGGGCUUCAUAGCAUCUCUUCGGAAACCAUGGGUGGUGCCAGUGACACUAGGUCAAUGUUUUAUACAGACUUAACAUGUUUUAUGUGUCAAUCUUUAAAAUCCCUUUGAGACAGUUUCACAACAAAGUUAAGACUUUUUCUUCUGCUGCUGCUGUUCUAUCUUUUGGCAAUAUGUAAUUUCUGUGACUGUAACUAUCACCGUAUCUAUCUUUAUUGAUAUUUUCACCUUAGUCACUGGUAUGAUCUGCCAAUAACAUUAUUGCUAAUGCUAUAUCACCUCUGCUGGUGGUUCCCAGCACUCUCCCUGUGCACCCUGACUUGCUUUACAGUUGGCAUAAAAUCUGUGAUAUAGGAUGUGAAAUAAAAAUUUUGACGCAGGACUGUGGGCCUUUUCUGCAUUUUGUUGCUUGGACAAAUUCUCUAGUAGAGGAUUUUCUUCUGCCGCAGACAUUGGUCAACUGGGUCUCUGUAGCGUUGCUAUUGGCCUCAAAGUGGAUUCCUCAGCUGUUUCUGUUUAAUUCUCAGACAGACCACAACAGAGGCAGAGAGAAAGUGAGGAGGAAGACUGGGGGGAGUAACGGUGUGCAACUGAUGAGAAGCACACACAUUGAUCCUGGAUGAAACAUAUACACUCACUCUGUGUUAUUAGAGAACAGCUUUUGCACAUGCUGAGACUGUAAAGCUCAAUUUCAAAAAAACACUUUUUUUCAGGGAAAAAUUACUAUUAGCAUCAAAUCUGCAUUUAAUCAGAAACACAGUUGUUCCAGUUGGAAAAUGUGAGAAAAAUAUAAGCAUACUGGUUCUUCUAGUAUUGGCCUAAAUUCAACUUGUCUGCGAGCACUAACAACGUGUUUAGCCUUAACUGCUUGACCUUUCAGAUGCCCCUAUAUUCAAUUAACCACUAAUUAACCAUCGAGUCAGGAUCGAAUGUCUGUCAAUUAGUGGUAAAAACAAAGACUGAGGUCCUCAGGUGAGUCCUCUAAUGAACACAGGUCUCUGUGGAGAUAAAAGGUCUGCAGGCAGGCAGGAGUGAGUGAGCAGUUCCUCUGAAGGAUAAAAUAUCUGCCCACAGAUAAGAAGACUCGAAGUGCUGUGACUGUAGAGCCAUUAAGAUACUGAAGGACAGUCAACUGGUAUAAACAUCAUGCACACAUUGAUAACCUCAGAUAUCAUGCAGUGCCAAUUAAAUGUACCAGACAUGACAAUAAUGAAUGAUAACAUUUGCAAAUUUAAUGCUAACUCACUCAUAGUUGCAUAAAGAUGUUUCGAGGUACUGGUAACUGUCUUAUGUUGAGGUAUAUCCCAGUGAGCGUUACAAAUUGCCAAGGCUUUAAUUUACAGCUUUUAAAAAUGUUGAUUAAAUAAAACAUGCCUAAAAUUGAAUUCACAGCCACGCACAGAUUGAUAGCAGAUUUUAGGUUGCAUGCUUUACAUACAGCAGCAGAAAUUAUCUAGUUCUGACUGUCACCCACAGUCAGGUCCUCUGGAGCUGGUUUAUCUGUUAGAUAUCAUUCAGGGGUUGCUCUGCUGUUGGAGUCAGGGCUACACAACUUUAGUGCCAGCAACUGCACGGCUCUUUUUUUUCCAUUUGUGGGAUAUGAUUACUCCCUUUACAAUGUCUCUACAUUGUCUAAAGUCGUCAAGCAAACAGUGUUGUGUCUUGGUGCCGAGCUGCAGCUGAAAAACACUCCGAUUUAUCAAAGUUGUAUCAUUAAAGACAAAUAAAAGACUCUCUGAGAUGUUGAUGUCAUAAUUCCACCCCUUAAAGCUUCAUCUUUUGACCUGUUUUCAACCAAAGUUCAACAAUGACUCUGUGGUUAGUGACCAACAGGUAAUAUUGUUAAAACUCCUCUUAACAUGAUGGCCUUAUGGAAUAUGUAGACACACAAUGUUCUCUGUUUUCAAAAGAAAAACAAAAAAACAAAAAAAAAAGGCUUCAACUAGCAUUACAUCUCCCUUAUUUAUAUUUGUGCUACUUUUUAAACCCAAAUCUAGCCUUCAUAAGCCUUGGCAGGGUCUUGGAGGUAGCAUCCAAAAACAACACAGUAUAUUGUCAUUAAAGUGCCUGUAAAUUUGAGCGUUGCGAAGCUGAGAAAUGUAGUGCAAAGUAUGAGACAUACCAAAACUGAUUAAAGUCACAGCUAUUCAGCCAUUGUCCCCUGGAGUCAGCACAGUCAGGUGUAGAGAGUUUAGUCUGUUUUAGUCUGCAGGAUCUUCAAUAAGUUCGCAGCUAUAUUCUGCACUUUGCAAUUUAUCACACUGUGACAAGAUGAAAUGAUAUUUUCUGUUGGCAGCUGCCUCCUACCCCGACUCUGACUCAUAUGACUCUGACAUGUGUUGGUGUUUUGUACAGAGCAGGGAGAUGUCAAUCAAAAUCUGGGAAAUGCCACUCAAAGCACCAUGUGCCUCAUGUACUCACUGUUUUAAGGAAUGAGCAAAAUGAGUCAUCUUUAUUCCAAGUGUUUUAAUAGCGAAGAAAAUGUCAGCCCUUUAAAAUUAUGUGAAUGUUUAAAGGACUCUAAACUUUGAAGAAAUGUUUGCACUAUUGUUAGGAUUCAUUUAAGGUGAAUAUUUAUCAUCAUGUCUGUUGUGUUUAAACUGGUAUUUAUAAGCCUUUUAUCAGAAGUGCACUGCCUCAUAUGACUGAACACAAUACAUAAUGUAUUGAGAAAUGUUUAAGCAUCUGUCUAAAUGUGUCACCGGCUCACACAUUGAGUCUGACAGAAGUAAAAGAGAGUAGGAGUGAGUGCUGCUGAGUAGGAGUUGACAACAGCUGCCAGGAAAAUUGCAGAAAGAUUUCCAAAUACCACAUCUACAAACAACACACUUGCUUCAAAUAUGUUAUUACUCUCAGGGCCUUCCUUUGUCAUCCUCUUGUCCUCUUUUUAAAUGUCUGGUGUUUUUACAGCCAGGCUGUGUCAUGUGUUCAGUGACCACACCCAACGCUGCAGCCAGGGCAUUAGAUUUUUACCACAGGAAACUUAAUGCCAGUAAAAUGUCAGCGGUGGCACAUGGUGGUUGACCUUAGACGACUGCAGCAGAAUCACAGCUGUGAAAGAAGAGAUGAAGAUCCAAGAUGAGCUCUGCUACAAGCUAAAACAGGUCGAAGUGUAACUGGUAGAAGUCCUCAGAGCAGAAAUGGUCGAAGAGUGAGGGAAUGUAGUAGCAGUAGGAAUGGCUGUAGUUGUGCUUAUCAACACUUCACAUGUGAAACAGGUUCACCCAAUGACAAUGAUAUUAUUGAUAAUGGCUGCACUCCACUUGGCUUUGCAGAUCACAUGUCAUAUAAGGCACACAAAUACUAUGCCAGGGUUGUCGUUUUAAGAGAAAUAAUGUGACUUAUUUGUGUGUAUACAUGACAGACAGAUAACAUCCUCAGGUCAAAAGUUAGAAAAUUCAACAAGCUAACAUGGCUGAGUGUGGAUGAAAUCUGACAACAGUUUUGAGGUAACAAUGUGAGACACAAAUAAGUUACUACAGUUAUAGCCCAGUUCAGCAGCAUAUACAGGCUCACAGUGUGGUAAAACAACAUGCUGUGCUCAGCUACCCAUGUAAGUUUGAUAAAGACCACAGCCAGCUCUUCCCCUGACUCCUACCACUCAGCUACACGAAGCUAAGGUGCUACAAGCGCGGGCUUGUACUUACUGUAACUAUUGCUAAGAGCACGAUGUCUGGUGUUAGGUUUAACCAUUAGCAAGAGAAGUUACGUGGAGUUGAUUUGGAAAUAUUUAUUGUGAUUAUUUUGUUAUUGAUUUUUAGAAGGGUUACAAAAUUCACAAACUACUUUAUUGUUCAAAUGUCUCUGCCCCAGACUGUUGAUCGACUGUGACAAAGCCAAGUCCAGGGUUUGGGAUAAUGGCUUUCAAUUUUGCAUGUCUGUUUUUGAUAAUGACUCAAAUUGUUAAAAAAAAAAGGUUUUUGAGCUUUGCUUGCAAUUUUGAUACUCUUGCAAAGAUAAUCCAGCUCCUCUCCCACACUACCAUUAAACUAAGCUAAGCUAGGCAUCUGCUAGCUUGGGCUUCGAUUUCUUUUGCUACAGUUAAGAGAUUAGAGUUAACUGACUGAUACAGCCUCAGACAAAAUGUGCUUUUUACUGAGAACAUUGAAGUUUUUCAGGGUCUGAUGAGCCAAAACAUUGAUCAAUAAAUGUUACUGCUCACUGUUACUGCUCUGUUUGAACAACAGAAGGACAACCUGUACAGUUUUAUGUGCAUGUUUUACAAUCAGUUAUUUCAAGUAUCAAAUGAUAUAAAAGUUUUCUUAUUUGGAUGGAACUGUUUAGAAGAUAAGAAGAGGAAGAACUACCAGCAUAAACAGCAGUGGUGGUCUGAAUGUAUGUAGUAGUAGAAGUGGUAGUGUCCUGUUAGCUUAGAUCAUCUCUAAAUUAGUUGGUCAGUAUCUCCUUAUGGUCCAUGCUGCUGCCUCUGCCAGGCUGUAACUGUGAGCAGAUGUUCUGUUUUGUAUUCUCUGGCACAGAAAAACACUCAAAUAAAACAAACUUGAAAAGUGCAUCGAACACUGGCAGAAGUAGCAGCCAUUUCAGUCUUUUCGAUCCCCCAAAAUGGCUCUUUGAUAUUGGUACGGGGGCUUUAAAAGCCCUCCAUCAACCCUCCUCCCGCCUCGCUCUGUUUAUUUUGUGUUAACAGCAGAUCUUCCUCUCUCUUUGUGUCCUGGCAGCCUGGGAACUAUCAGCGCACUGUGAAGCGGACAGAAGAUGCCUUCCAGGCCUGUAAUGACAUUGUGGCAUGUUUCCAAGAGAGAGCUCGCGUGGAGCGGCAGUACGCCCAGCAGCUCAGUGAAUGGAGCAACAAGUGGAAGCCAGUUGUGGACUCCAGUAAGUGCUGUUGCUGCCAGUCCAGAGUGGAUUUUUACAACGUGUGAAGUGAAAAUUCCUCUUUCUGAAACAAGAGAUGGUAAAUUUUCCCAUGUUGCAUAGAUUUUGCUGUUCGAUUACCUCACACUGUUUCCUAUUUGUCUCAUCUGUCUUCCUCAGGUCCUCUAUAUGGAUCUCUUAUGAAGGCUUGGCAGUGUUUUCUGUCUUCUGCUGACCGGCUGGCCUCCUUGCAUGCAUCCAUCUGUCGCUCCCUGGUGUCUGAGGAUGGAGACAGGGUCAGAACCUGGCAGAAGGACACCUUCCAUAAGAAGUUAUUUGGAGGAUUUAAGGAGUCCCAGGACAUUGAAACAGGAUUUAUACGAGCUCAGAAGCCAUGGGCAAAACGUCUGAAGAAGGUCAGAGUACUUUUUAGUGAUUUCUCUUGUCAAAAGUCUUUCUUUUACCCCGUGGAAUAUGAUACAGAUUAACAGUGCACUGAUUCAGAGACACUCUCUGUACUGAUCAUAUUCAAAGAUUAAAAAUGCUUAACAGAUGGUGUAAUUGUUGGGCCUCUUUGGCUGCUUGAGCACAGAUAUUUCUCCUUUAAAUCACGUGUUUCAGUAAAUACAACAUCACAGACAGGCGCUCAUAAAGUAAGUUUGCAUGAAUUCUGUUUACAGCUGGACAAAGCCAGGAGGGCAUACCACAAAGUGAGCCGGAAGGAGCAGGCGGCCAGGGAGCGAGAGGCGCAUGCUCAGGGAAACCCAGACGUUGCCAUCGACAAACAAAAGAAGAUCCAGGAGGAGAGAGAGGUGGCACAACAGGAGGCCGAGAAAGUACGCCACAGAUUUAAUCUCAAUCUUAUUUUCAUUGGAUGUUCAUGGUUUUGGAGCGGAGCAGUCGAUUCGUCUCCAUCUGUUCCAUCUGUUCAUGGGCAGACGUGAAAUUUGAUCAGAUAUCGAGCAGGAUCCCACUCUUGUUUGUAUCUCUAGCACUCAUAACAAAUGUUUAAUGCUUCAUUCCUCUUAACUACAGAAGAGUUUUCAGGCCUCAAAGUCUGAUGUGUCAUGAAAAACAGCAGGACAUAGAAAUGGAUGCAACUUUUUACAUAUGACUUAUUCUCACAGUUGGGGUUGGAAUUGGUUUGUAGUUCGGAUUUAAACUGGUUACUUAUUUCUUUGCCAGUGCAUAAGUCCCAUUAAGUCCCUAUGCAGUGUGUGAAAGCGUGUCUAUGUGUUUGCAGGUUCGUGCUCGCUAUGAGAAAGUUCUUGAGGAGGUGAACCGCUACGCUCCACGUUACAUGGAGGAAAUGGAGUCCAUCUUUGACCAAUCACAGGAUGAGGAGCGCAAGAGGAUCGUCUUCCUCAAACAGGCCUUUCUGUCCAUCCACAAACACCUGGACAUCACCAACAAUGAGAGGUGAAACACACUGAAGUGCAUGGGGGAAAGGUUGAUGCUUCUGUAUUGGCUAGAUAAAGAUUAAUAUGAGUGAUCAAACAGUGGCCUGUUCUUCAUCAUGUGUCUUUAGAGCUUGGUGUGUUCAAAUCCCAUGUUUGACUUUCUUCAGCUCUGAUUAAAUGCUGUUUCACUUCACAUGGCACAGAAGUGUUUUUUUAAAUGAUCUCCUGUAACCCUGUUGGGAAAUAAGAGCUAAAAUGAUAACUUCAUUUCUUUGUGAAACCUGCUGGGCUAUAUGUGGGUAAAAGUUAGAUAAGAGGGGAAAAUAAAGACUUGAGAAUAAAAGUUACCAAUGACCAAAAAACAGCAGGCAAAAGAUCCAAGCUGAAAAUAAAUAAAUAAAUAAAUAAAAUAAAUGAAUGAAUAAAUAAAUAAAGCUGCUCUGUUCUGUACAAAGACUUUUAUUAACUCUUUUCAUUCUGAGCCUUAUUAGCUGAUAGUUUAACAUAAUGAAUCACAUUGUUGAUGAUGACAACAUUAAAACCAAAAAGUAUGAAGUAAAAAAAAAAACUGUCUUACAUUUUCUUGACCCUUUUUAAUUGGCUAAGUUUAUACCUGUGUUUGAUGAAUUUAAGUCUUCUGGUCAAAAGUUAGGCUAAAGGCUAAAGCUAGUGGCAAGAAGAGAGAAGGGGGUCUGGCUUUAUUUGUCAACCACAUAUAUUGAACUGUUGGCAAUUGCUCUUUGGCCAUAUUAUGUUCCAAGGGAGUUCAGUCAUAUCAUAACAAUACUUGUAUACAUCCCACACAAAGCAACGGCUGAAGUUCUGUGUGAUGUUCUCCAUGAAACAACUGCUUGGAAAGAAGAUGAAAUGAGACUCCAGGCAAACAAAUUUCCCUCUGGAGAUUAAAAAAAAAUUGUUUGAUUGUAAAAGAGAAACAAUAACUUUUCAAGUCCUUUGUUAAAAAAAAAACCUGUAAAACGGUACCAAAUCAAAGUGGCUUUCUGACAGCAAAGUACUGCACCAAAAAUCAUCUGAAUUAAUGUGCAAUUACCUCAACAUGGAUGUUUGGGUCAGACUAUCCUACAAUUAGCUAAAUUAUGUGGUAGUUAACACUGUAAAUAACCUCACUUUCCUGCUGGUUCCCCUAAUAGAUUUCCCCAAAGAGGGACAGAGUUAACCUAAACCUUCUGUAGGUGAUACACUUACCAUUUACAAAUUCACCAUAUGAUCUUACAUCAACCUCAGCAGACUAAGGGCUCUAUUUUCGUGUACACCGGUGAGGCGGCAGAGGGUGGCGGACCCUGUGCAGUUGUAUUUUUGUCUGGCGGAGCCCGGCGUACAGCCAGUUUGGUAUUUUCGUGGACUGAGGCGCACGGAGGCGAACUGAGAUCCGCCAAGCUGGGCGUGGUGGCGUGGCAGGGGGAGGUGUCAUUUGGCACGCAUUUGGACACACAACCUGACCGAAUCAACACAGCUGAAACCACAUUAAAUUACAUUAAAUAUUUAGUAAACAAACACACAUGAUGAAGUUAACAUGAUAUUUAAUUUGUCUCCCUCCUUUUCUUUCUUCCUCUUCCUCUUAUUUCUCGCGCAGCUCGACCUGGACAUGUCUCCGUGUCCUCUCUCCGUCCUGCUGCAGCUGCGGCGGCUGAACAGAUGAUUUGUUUCAGUGAUCAGAUGAUUUUUUUACUUUAAGCCUACAUAAGAAUAUUACAAUAUUCCGUUUUGUGAGCCAAAUAUGUAGCCAAAUAUUUUAUAUGCCAACAUCUAUGAAAGAAAGAGCCAGGCCACGGAGCGCAAUGCGUCAUUUACGCACAGAUGGUUCCAAUUUUAAUGCCAUUUUUGGAGUUUAUGUUGUGAUCUGUGCGCACAACCCACCUUUGUCACGUGAGGUUUGAAUAUAUGCAACUUUAUGUGAGUGUCUUUAUUUGUGGAAAAGGGUGUUUGUCUUACCAGUGGGUCCAACAUUACACACACCAAAUCCAUCUGUGCUCAGAUGAGAGAGUGUGGAGGACGCCCAAUGCAGUGCUUACAGUGACACUUGUUGAGGAGCUGCCUUCUGUCGCCAUCGUGUGGCAUUACUGUCUUCAGACAUCUCUUGAUCUCUUUGACUACUUCAUGAAAAUAGUAAUACGCCUCGCCGGUGGCGGAUUUAAAGGCAAGGAGAGGAGCUUAUGUGAUUGGUGAAAACAGAUCUCGGCUGUGUUAAACCCACUCCAAGCCCUCUCUCCUCCUUCGCUAUGAUUUUCGCCGCUGGUUGGAGCUAAGUUAGGGAGGGGGGAUACUUACGCCGGGCUGCGCCGCUCACCAAAAUACCAAAUUGUGCAUGGGAACGCCUUGUUGGUGUGGCGGACCUGACUUACGCCACGCCUGUGGCACGUCUCCGGCGAGGCACGAAAAUAGAGCCCUAUCUGUUUAAGUGAUAAACUCUUUUUGGUUUUAAAAAAAUUGCUUAAGUUAGUGUUUUUAUGCAAAAACCUGAAAAUUCAAAAUGUCUUCAACUGUCUUUAGAUUGAAUUUGAGAGGUUUAACAAGAAGGAAAAUUAGAAAGAGCUGGUUAUGAUAUUGUCAUCUGCUGUUAUCAGUUAGUGGUCCAGCCUGAUGGAAAUUCAUUUUAAAGACUCCAGUUGAAUUGCAACCGCUGGCCAAUGGAUGAGAUGUCAUUUAAACAGCAAAUGAAAUCCAACUUUGAAUCAAUUUAAAUGCAAGUACAAUUUUUAGUAACCUCAUUUUGGUUUGUCUUAUCUUUCUUCCCCUCCUUUAGUGUGAGGGCUGUUUAUGAUGAGCUCCACAACACACUGAUGGCCAUCGAUGAGCACGAGGACCUCCGCUGGUGGAAAAACACACACGGGCCAGGAAUGCCCACCGACUGGCCUCAUUUUCAGGUUCUUCAGCUUUUGCUCGUCUUCAACCAUUUAACUUGAAACAACUUUAAAUCUUUUGUUUUAAAAUCUAAUUCAUGUGUUCAAAUGUUUAAUUUUAAUUUUAUUAGGAAUGGACGCCAGAGAAGAAAAUCAAGAAAGGAAAAGAAACAAAGAAAAUGGUUGAGAAGACAGGAAUAAUAGAAAAGAGGUCCAUUUCUCCUGAAGGACAGAUGUUUGAUUCAAGUUUCGCUUUCUACAAAGAUAAAACAAUUCACUGAUCAAACAUCCAUCUGUCUCUUUUUUUCUGUCUCUCUGUGUCUGUUUUCUUUCACACAGUGUGAUGAUUGGAGGAGUAAGAGUCAGAGCUCUGUAUGAUUAUGUUGGACAGGAGACAGACGAGCUUUCAUUCAAAGCAGGUAAAAAAAAGCACUUGUCUAAAUCUUUGCACUGUUUUUAAGAUCUACGCCAACCUCAUUAAGUUCUUCAUUUGAUCUAGAGUUAAAUCAGAAACUGCGUUGAUAAUGUUUUUUCUUUUUUUUUUUUUGGCUUAAUUGCAGACAGUUUACUCGUCUUGUUGUCUGAAGAUAUUGUUCUUACUCCACAGUGAUUGUCUAAUAGGUUAGUUUGGUUUUGGACUGCUGAUAGGACAGAAAAAGCAAUCUGAGGUAAAGCUGGAUGAUAAAGAUGUCAGAUUUUUUUUUACAUCACAUCUGAUUUACUGUUUUGAUCGAUCUGCUGCUGCUGCUGCCAACUGCUCUUUACCAGCGUUUUCAGCCUGCAGGUUUUUUGUAACUAGAAAUAUGAUACAUUCUCCAGUUUGGCUGCAUGCUUCUUUCUGAGGGUCAGGAAUAAAUUUUCGAACAGUGUGAUGCUGCUUUUAGUCACCACAGACUUUACAGACUUUAUGAUAGACAGUGGUUUGCUCAAGGCCAGAUGCUGCAAACUGCUGCACUUUCAGAUGACAAAGACUUUUUUUGUGAAUGAAACCUUGGCCCGAAUUACUUUAGGAUCAUGCCGCUUUUGCUCUUGCCAAACCUGUGGAAAUGAUUCAAAAAGACACCACAUAUGCCUUAGAGCAUGCGCAAAGGGUUAAAUGCACCACAAAUGGUGCUGCAAAGCAGAUAGCACCACUAUGCACCAGUGUUGUUUACAGAGCCAUUCUGCAUCAAUCUGGGGUGAAUGCAAAUGAGCCCCAGCGCAAAGAACAGUGAACUCACACAAGCUGAGGCUGACAGUCACACCUGAGCUAUCGAAACCUUACCAUCUGUUAAAAGUUGGUGGUGAAUGUGCUGCAUUAUCUACAAGAGAUGUCACAUUCAAACUAAAAUUACUCAUCACAGUCAUUUUACCUCUAAAGACCUGAAAUUUAUAUGACUCAACCCCUGCACAUAAGGCUACCCCGUGACUAUCCACUAUCUAUGGGCUACCCCAUUUAUCUAUUUGUUUGUUUAGCUCUACUCUACAUUAACUGGCCUCCCUAUUCAGCUCAUCGUCUGUACAUGUACAGCUCUGAGUGUCAUCACCAUUCUAUGCUGUGCGCCCUCAUUUGUCAGGAAGAGAGGGCACAGUGCAGCUCUGGAGACGCUGUCGACUUAUCUUCACAAUCAGGUGCAAAACAGGAACAAACUGCAUGGCACUGCAAAUCUUAAAGGAUGCAAAACAUGCUGCCAGGAUGAUUACAGAGCAUUGUAAUGCACUAUUAAGGUUGAGGGAAGCAGUAAUAAUCAAUUGUGUUAUACGUUAUCCUAAAUAAACAGUUAAUUAAUAGUCCUUGGCUGAAAACCUAACUUAAUUUUUCUCUGUAUGUUCUUCUAACGAUUGAGAUGUCUCUGUCUCUGCAGGUGAAGAGUUUUUGAAGGUGGAGGAUGAGGAUGAUCAGGGCUGGUGUCGGGGGAUGAAGGAUGACGGAUGGGAGGGGCUUUACCCCGCCAACUACGUGGAGGUGGUGUAGUUAUAUUUUUUGACUGAGAGAGAAACAUCAUGUUGGAUCACAUGCUUAAUUUUUUUUUUUUUUUUAAGUUUAAAAAGUGUAAAUGUCUGAAACAUCAAACCAUUGCUGUAGCUUGACCAAGAUUGAACCAAGAGAGAGAGAGAGAAAGAGAGAGUGUGCAGUAUGCAGUUUUUGUGUUAUCUCUUGAAGGAUUUUGAUAAAAUGUGUUAAUAUAUAAAAGUAUACAUACACCACGUAUAUCUAAGCCAUAUAAUACACAUAGCUUUAAAAAGGUUAUAAAUUGCUAGUACGGUAUGUUAUGUAACUAGCCAUUGGAGCUGAAACUUUAUUAUAGGACUGUAAUAGAGUUUUCUUGGUGCUGUUUCAUUGUUUUAGCACUUCAGUAUGUUGCUAUUAAAAUGUUUAAAAAGCCUUAUUGUAAGACAAAAGUGAGGCUAAUACUGUGAUCGCAAUUAUCCAGAAACAGCAACACAAAUGGAGUCAGCUUGAUACAGAGAAGGUAUUGUUUUCUCCUUGUCUACUAGUUUGAAAGGAACAGUUUGACUGUCGUAGAAAUUAGCUCAUUGGAUACCAAAAGAAAAUCAGCUUUAUCUCUUUAUUUCAGGAAAAGGGGACAGUGCUACCUCAGCAGCAUUAACACACAUUCCAAGACCUUCAGUGCUGCUUGAUUGAGUCAUCUUUGUUUGAGAUGCUACUAUCAACCAGGAAUUAGCAGCUCCCCUGACCUCUGCACAGUAUUAUUAACUAAUGGUUUUGGUUCUCUAGCUACAAUAUCAUCAGUUGGUUACCUUGCUUUGAUCAGUGUAGCGGGUUGCAUUUUCAAUAAAAAUUAGCCUUCAAAUCUACACUUCCUGCUACUGAUGCUAACUGCAACACCGCCAAAACAAAGACACCCAUUGUUAGAAGCACAGCAGCAGCUACACUUGAGGAGGAGUCUUUUACCCCAAUCCCUGGAUUGGGUAAAAAAAAAAAAAGAAAGAAAGAAAAAAAAAGAGGGCUAAGAAAGGAAGAAUGUAGGACUUCUCAUAAUCAUGUGCCAAAAAGCUUGACUUUAGUUAAAGCUGACAUUGUAGGUUUACUACUAGCUAAAACCUUGUGGAGGCCAAAGAACUAUAGUGAAUUCAAAACUAAGAAGAUUUGUUUUUUCUAAGUGAUAAUCUUUUUUUGAAAAGUGAGUUAGGUCACCCUCCUUUAAAGAAUGAGUGAAUGUUAUGGUAACUAAGCAAAGAGCAGUACUUCAGCAGUAUUGACACAGCAUUGAGCUGACAUUGUCAGGAAUUAUAUUGGAUCAAAGUUCCGUGAAGACUUAUUUUACAUUUAUGAAACUGACUAAAAUUUUUACUAAUGCAUUUUUAUGAUACUGCCUUGCAGCGGUGUGGCAGGGUUGUUAUCAGCUGAACAGCCAAAGAAACAGCCCGUUUGAUUGUCAAGAAUCAGCAAGAAAAGAUUUUUUUUUUGGCAAUAGACUCGACCUAAACAUGUAGAGGACAAGAUGUCAAAGACUGCUUUGUCCACUUGUCCACCAAAACUUACACAAACCGACAACUCCUCACAUGAGCUUUAAAGUAUAAAUUCUGAGCAUCAAAGUAAAUAGGGUUUUAAUUACACUGUGCCAACCGACAAAUAUCUAUUGAAAUGAAAAAUUACCCCCUAUUCUCAUUUGGUGAGUAAUGAUGUAUUUUGUGAAUAAAACCAAAAACUGAAGUCAGGAGCUUUUGCCAAAAGACAAAAACAUAAUUCUUCAAAUUUCUUGGACCAAAAUGGGCUUAAGUUUAGGAAUAUUUGCAUCUUAAUUUUUCCAAUGAGGUAAAAUCAGGUCCUAGAUGAUACUCAAAAACUUCAACUGAUCAAAAUAUUGAGUUUAAAAGACUCUUCUUCAGAUUAUAAAUUUGAGGCCAUACAGUUACAUCUCUGAGCAUGUCACUGUUCCUUAAAGAUGAGUGCUAGCAAACAAACUCUUUUCCUGUAAUAUCUAAUCAUCUGUUGCUUUACUGCAUAACAAGUGUCUUUACCAAAAAAAAAAAAAAAUCAAACCACUUCUUAAAAAUGCCCGCCUUGCUUUUUCCUUCACUGACUGUACCUUUGGUUUUAAAAUUUUGUCUCCUCUGUUUGUUCCUUUUUGUGCAUUUAAUUGUCAGUUUGCCCCACAAAAUUCUCUUUUUUGCAAACUGCUUGUCUUUUGAAAAUAAAAGUUUGUUACACAAAAA
Molecule: messenger RNA, 21336 nt
Organism: Xyrichtys novacula (pearly razorfish)
Lineage: Eukaryota; Metazoa; Chordata; Actinopteri; Labriformes; Labridae
Source: the annotation of a GenBank genome assembly